Messenger RNA from Alternaria arborescens, 1122 nucleotides. RefSeq lists its product as hypothetical. The transcript is spliced from 2 exons. NCBI's taxonomy places the organism in Eukaryota, Fungi, Ascomycota, Dothideomycetes, Pleosporales, Pleosporaceae. The coding region runs from base 1 to 1122 and encodes 373 amino acids. The record is from RefSeq and is a predicted model, not a curated record.
AUGAAUUUACCCUCAGAUUCAAAGCAGCCUGCCAUUUUCGCUAUUACCAUUGUCUUUGCUUCUAUCAGUACUCUUCUUGUGGGCGUACGACUGUACCACCGGUUUCUAAUCAAACAGUUCCAUUGGGAUGAUGGCCUCAUAUGUAUGGCAUGGGCAUUAGCAGUUGCGCAAGCGGGCGUUUUUCUCAAGUUUGCCGUGUUGACGAACCAGGGACAUCACAUCUGGAAUAUCGCUACACCCACAAUCGAUCAACUCGUCGAGGCGGACAAGUGGAACAUGGCUCAGCAGCUCCUAUACAACCCCAUCCUUUGUCUUGUGAAAGCAUCGGUACUAGUCUUUUUGAUAAGACUGGGCGACCAAAGAACUCUGGUUUAUUGGAGUUUGCAUAGCCUCUGGUGGUUCAACAUGGGCCAUAUGAUAUCCGUCUUCUUCGCCGCUUUGACACAAUGUCUGCCUAUUCACAUGUACUGGAACCACUACUACACGGACGAGACUAUAAACGGCAAGGUUGUCAAUCCGAAUUAUCAGUGCUACAACAUGGCCGCUUUUUCUCUCGUCACUGCCGGCCUCGCGAUUCUGACAGAUGUUCUCAUACUGCUCGUACCCGUAGCCAUGAUGUGGAACUUGCGCAUCGCACUCCGCCAGAAAUUCGCUGUCAGCGCCGUACUCUCUGUCGGCUGGAUCGUAGCCAUUCUCGGCGUUGUUCGGUUCAAAGUUUUCUAUGACUUUUGGUACCCAUCGAGCACCUCCAACGACCCUACGUACAAAGUUUCCAUUACCCUCUCCGGCAUCGAAGUCAACGUCGCGAUCAUGACUGCCUGCGGUCCCGCGCUCAAAGCCCUAGCAACGCGAUGCGUACCGAACCUUUUCAGCUCCAAGAGUACCACACAGAUGAAUGCCUACUACACACGCGGAUACGAAAUGAAUUCAGGUACUGGCACAACAAAGAACGGUCGCUUCAUUACUACGGCGCUCCAGCCACGCGACAACGACAGCGAUAGCCAAGCGCACAUUGUGCGCGAUAGCAGUUCGCAUACAGACAACAAGAGUAUAGAAGCACCAUCGAUAGAGGAAGCGGCGGCGGUACCAAACAGCAAUACGUUGACAAUCAGCAAGGGCUGA